Molecule: messenger RNA, 7475 nt
Organism: Micropterus dolomieu (smallmouth bass)
Lineage: Eukaryota; Metazoa; Chordata; Actinopteri; Centrarchiformes; Centrarchidae
Gene: nos1
Product: nitric oxide synthase 1 (neuronal)
Exons: 30
Coding region: 394-4731 (1445 amino acids)
Biological process (GO): nitric oxide biosynthetic process
Molecular function (GO): FMN binding; heme binding; NADP binding
Source: RefSeq, a predicted model, not a curated record
GUGGAUGUGAGGAGAGUCGGCUGUUGCAUGCUGAGUGAUGACGAUAGCCGACAUAACUAAACCCACCCACAGUUCAUUUAAAUGCCCGUGCACGGCUCUCUCCCAACUCGUCACAGUGUCUCCCGCUGCUCUGUAUUUAUAAGGCGCCCCGGUGUGCGGAAAGGCACAAGCAUGCCUCGUCUCUAGAGAGGCAGGACGCGUCGUUGCGACUUGGAGACGUUUUUGGAUGAAAGACCUGUGCAGCCGCUGCUGAGGAAGAGACGCGGGAGCGCAGGAGUUUUACCCCAAGUUCACUGCAGCAGGUCGUUGUGACAAGGACCUUGUUCUCAGGGAAACAUCCCUGGGGACACACACAUACUCGCAAGCACACACACACAAUCCCACACAGGCACCAUGCAGGAGUCAGAGCCUACAGUGUGCCAGCUGCAGCCCAACAUCAUCUCAGUGCGUCUUUUCAAGAGGAAGGUUGGUGGUCUGGGCUUUCUGGUGAAGCAGAGGGUGUCCAAGCCACCUGUCAUCGUGUCUGACCUCAUCCGUGGCGGGGCAGCAGAGGAGUGUGGCCUGGUGCAGGUGGGCGACAUUAUCUUGGCUGUAAACAACAAGCCCCUGGUGGACCUGUCCUACGAACGAGCCCUGGAGACGCUUAAGAACGUGUCACCCGAGAGCCAUGCCGUACUGAUCCUCCGUGGGCCUGAGGGCUUCACCACCCACCUGGAGACAACCCUGUCUGGAGAUGGCCACCAACGCACAGUGAGGGUCACACGUCCUGCCGUCCCACCCUCAAAGUCCUACGAGCAGUGCUACCCAUUCAGCCCUGGGCAGCAGCAGCAGGUUAAGGAGCCUCAGCUUAGGGCCAUUGAGAACCUGUCCUCUCCGUCCAUUACCCAGUCCCUCUUGCAGAGGGGUGGUGUGCAGGCCCAGGAUCCCCUGCUGAUGAAGGAGGAGGGGUGUGAAGCUAACCUGUGCAACGGUUUGGAGGAGAACAAUGAGCUGCUGAAGGAGAUCGAACCAGUGCUGCGCCUCAUCAAAAACAGCAAGAAGGAGAUCAAUGGAGAAGGCCAGAGGAACACUGAGAGAAGGGACGCCGAGAUUCAAGUGGCCUGGGAACUUGGCGUGGGAAAUGACACGUCUCCCCAGCUGGCGUCAGAUAACAACAGAACGCUGGAAAACAUGCCGGUGGUGCUCAACAACGCUGGCAGUGAUGAGCCUCUGGCCCAAGGCAAGACUUCACCCAAGUCAAUGCAGAAUGGCAGUCCCUCGAAAUGCCCCCGCUUCAUGAAGAUCAAGAACUGGGAGACUGGCACCAUCUACAGUGACACACUCUACCACAGCACCAGCAAGCUCCAAGAGACAGUCCAACAAGGCCCACCUGAAACACAGAGAGAGAGAGACCAAUCAGCCAUACGGAGGACAGUCUGCUCUGAAAAUGUGUGCAUCGGCUCUGUGAUGAUGCCCAACCACUAUGUCCGCAAGCCAGAAGAGGCCAGAAACAAAGAGUUGCUUCUUCCACUGGCCAAAGACUUCAUAGACCAGUACUACACCUCCAUCAAAAGGAAUGGCUCCAAGGCCCAUGUGGACAGGCUGGAGGAGGUGACCAAGGAGAUUGAAGCUUCAGGAACUUACCAGCUGAAAGACAAUGAACUGAUUUAUGGAGCCAAGCAUGCCUGGAGGAAUGCUGCCCGGUGUGUAGGGAGGAUCCAGUGGUCCAAACUACAGGUUUUUGACGCUAGAGACUGCACAACAGCUCAUGGAAUGUACAACUACAUCUGUAACCACAUCAAGUAUGCCACCAACAAAGGCAACCUGAGGUCAGCCAUCACUAUAUUUCCACAGAGAGUAGCUAGCAACCGUGACUUCCGAGUGUGGAAUACUCAGCUGAUUCGUUAUGCAGGCUACAAACAACCUGAUGGACGUAUCAUUGGAGAUCCUGCCAAUGUUGAAUUUACUGAGAUCUGCUUGCAGCUGGGAUGGAAACCUCCUAAGGGUCGUUUUGAUGUCCUGCCCCUCCUGCUACAAGCCAAUGGAAAUGACCCUGAGCUGUUUGAGAUCCCGGAGGACCUCGUCCUGGAGGUGCCGAUCACACACCCAAAGUACGAGUGGUUCAAGGACCUGGAACUAAAGUGGUACGGCCUCCCGGCGGUCUCCAACAUGAUGCUAGAGAUCGGUGGCCUGGAGUUCACUGGCUGCCCCUUCAGCGGCUGGUACAUGGGCACAGAGAUUGGCGUGAGGGACUUCUGCGACACCUCACGCUACAACAUUCUGGAGGAGGUUGCUAACAAGAUGGACUUAGACACCAGGAAGACUUCCUCCCUUUGGAAAGACAAGGCACUGGUGGAGAUCAACAUUGCUGUUCUCUACAGCUUCCAGUCAUGCAAAGUGACCAUAGUAGACCAUCACUCAGCCACAGAGUCCUUCAUGAAGCACAUGGAGAAUGAGUAUCGGGUGCGAGGUGGCUGUCCUGGAGACUGGGUGUGGAUUGUGCCUCCCAUGUCGGGAAGUAUCACACCGGUUUUCCACCAAGAAAUGCUCAACUACCGCCUCACUCCUUCCUUUGAGUACCAGGCUGAUGCCUGGAAUACCCAUGUGUGGAAAGGAGUCAAUGGGACGCCCACAAAGAAAAGAGCCAUCGGAUUCAAGAAGCUUGCCAAGGCAGUCAAGUUUUCGGCUAAGCUCAUGGGCCAGGCCAUGGCCAAGAGGGUGAAAGCAACAAUCCUGUUUGCCACAGAGACGGGCAAAUCGCAAGAGUAUGCCAAAACUCUCUGUGAAAUCUUCAAGCACGCAUUUGACGCAAAGGUCAUGUCAAUGGAUGAGUAUGAUGUGGUGGAUCUGGAGCAUGAGACGCUGGUGUUAGUGGUGACCAGCACGUUUGGCAAUGGUGAUCCACCUGAAAAUGGAGAGAAAUUUGGAGCUGCCUUAAUGGAGAUGCGCCACCCAACAUCAAAUACUGAAGAUAGAAAGAGUUACAAGGUCCGUUUCAACAGCGUGUCCUCCUACUCUGACACCCGCAAGUCCUCCAGUGAUGAGCCAGAAGCCAAGAUUAACUUUGAGAGUACCGGACCUCUCGCCAACGUCAGGUUCUCAGUGUUUGGCCUUGGCUCCAGGGCCUACCCACACUUCUGCGCCUUUGCCCACGCUGUGGACACACUGUUUGAAGAGCUGGGAGGGGAGCGCAUCCUACGCAUGGGAGAAGGAGAUGAGCUGUGUGGCCAGGAGGAGUCAUUCAGAACCUGGGCCAAGAAGGUUUUUAAGGCUGCCUGUGAUGUGUUCUGUGUCGGCGAUGAUGUAAACAUCGAAAAGGCCAACGACUCCUUGAUCAGCAAUGUCCGCAGCUGGAAGAAGAGCAAGUUCCGUUUGACGUACACAGCCGAGGCCCCAGCCCUCACAGAAGCAUUAUACAGCAUUCACAAGAAGAAGGUUUAUGGAGCAAAGAUGCUGGAAUCUCAAAACCUACAAACUUCAAAAUCCAAUCGCUCCACCAUAUUUGUGCGGCUCCACACAAACGACCACGACAGACUGAGCUACCAGCCCGGUGACCAUUUGGGCAUCUUCCCUGGCAACCACGAGGACCUGGUGACGGCUCUCAUAGAUAAACUGGAGGAUGCUCCACCUGUCAAUCAAAUUGUCAAAGUGGAGUUCCUGGAGGAGAGGAACACUGCCCUCGGGGUAAUCAGUAACUGGACAAAUGAUCCUCGUAUCCCUCCGUGCACAAUCUUCCAGGCCUACCAGUACUUCCUGGACAUCACCACCCCACCGAGCCCAGUGCUGCUACAGCAGUUUGCUGCUCUGGCAACCGAUGAGAAACAGAAAAAGAAACUAGAGAUCCUCAGUAAGGGCUUGCAGGAGUAUGAGGAGUGGAAGUGGUACAAUAAUCCGACACUGGUGGAGGUGCUGGAGGAGUUUCCCUCCAUCCAGAUGCCCUCCACUCUGCUGCUCACCCAGCUUCCCUUGCUGCAGCCUCGCUACUACUCCAUCAGCUCCUCUCCAGACCUACACCCAGGAGAAAUCCACCUCACCGUCGCUGUUGUCUCUUACCGUGCCAGAGAUGGAGAGGGACCUAUCCACCAUGGAGUGUGUUCAUCGUGGCUCAACAGGAUAGAGAAGGGGGAAAUGGUGCCGUGUUUUGUGCGCAGUGCUCCUUCAUUCCAGCUUCCCAAAGACAACCAAGCACCUUGUAUCCUGGUGGGUCCAGGAACAGGUAUUGCCCCUUUCAGAAGCUUCUGGCAACAGAGACUAUACGAGCUUGAACACAAAGGAAUUGAGUCAUGCCCCAUGAUCCUGGUGUUUGGUUGUCGGCAGUCUGAGAUGGACCACAUCUACAAGGAGGAGACCAUCCAGGCCAAAAACAAAGACGUGUUCAAGGAGCUCUACACAGCCUAUUCCAGAGAACCCGGCAAACCAAAGAAAUAUGUACAGGAUGCACUGCGCGAGCAGCUGUCAGAGACGGUGUACCAGUGCCUGAAGGAGGAGGGAGGACACAUCUAUGUGUGUGGGGAUGUUACAAUGGCCGGAGAUGUUCUCAAGACUGUCCAGCAUAUCAUCAAACAGGAGGGCAACAUGAGCCUAGAGGAUGCUGGCUUCUUCAUCAGCAAGCUCCGGGAUGAGAACCGCUAUCAUGAGGACAUCUUUGGUGUCACCCUGCGUACCUAUGAGGUCACCAACCGGCUUCGUUCGGAGUCCAUCGCCUACAUUGAGGAGAGCAAAAAGGACUCAGAUGAGGUUUUUUGCUCAUAGGUCUAUGAAUCGGGAGCUUUCUGACAACAACCAGUCUAGAGGACACAGCAACGCUGGUUCAAGAAUACUGUGCCAAUUUUUGUACUGUUAAAAAAAGGGGGUUCUUUCUUUUUUUAUACCAAUCUAAUGUUUCUGUUGGGCUCUGCGAUUUUGUCUGUAGCAGGUUGGAAAUGUUCUGUUCUCUGAAAAUCUGUUUUGCUUGUUGAUACUUCCAAAAAUUAUAAAUUGAUCAUUUUGGUUCAUAAUGUGUGCACCUAUUGUAAUGACCUGCCUCAUUGUGAAUGCAUGGCCAAGACAAGAAUAUACUCAAGAAAUAUAAUAUACUCUGUGUUAUUGUUACAGUUAAAAGGCUUUUAUUGAGGUGAAGGGGAAAAUGUGUGGCAUUGAUAACAAACUAAAAGACAUUACAGAAGUAUGAACUAAGUCAACUUCAUGGAAAGAAUCAGGGCAGACAAAUCAAUUUUUUUUGGGUUUUUUUUUAUCAAAGAUUGUAGUUUCAGGACAAGUUCAAAAGGCAGAGAUAAGUGAAAGAUGUACAGGCAUGCAGAUAGAAAAAUGAAAAGCUGGUUUUCAUUGCAAAUACAUUUGGCGUGUUGACAGGUUGCCCUGAAUUACAAAAAAGCGAUUCUGUCACAGUCUCAACAAACACAUAGCUCUUCACUGGCAAUCCAUCAAAAUGCAUCAGCCUCUGUGCCAGCUCUCUUUUUAGUGGCCUGUCCAUUCUCUCAUAACAUCAUAAUGUUGUGUGUCCCAGCUGGUUUUGCCCAACCCACAGAGGCUACAUAGGAAUAUGCAGGGCAGCCACUAAUGAAGUCUGACCCUGAGUCAUUACAUAUUAAAAUUCAUUCUAAUUCAUCUUUAAAAAUGUUUGGGGCUCCCAGAUUAUAAUAUUAUACAUUGGUGUGUUGAUUAUAAUAAAAGAAAACAUUUGUGUCAAAUCAUAUUCUCAUGGUGAAGGGAAAUUGUGUUGGAAAAUUCCCUUAUGAAUUAUAGAUUAUUAAAUUAGUAGUUUUAAGAGUUCGAGGGUUUGGCAUUUUGGGAAAUGUGCUUACUCUCUAUAUUGUGGAUUUAAAGGAGGUUAUGUGUCGGAAUUGUUCUAGGCUGGAAGCAGAGAGUUGCUGCUGCCAGCCAUGCAAUGGUCUGGCCAGACUAGCUGAUUCCAGUCUAUGCUAAGCUAACAGACUCUGGGCUGUAGCAUCAAGUUUACCAUAUAAAAGAUUUCUUAUUUUUCUGUUUUCCCCCGCUAUAUCUAUGUAUCAAAACAUUGUUAAGCAAAGCAAAAGUAUAUUUUUUUAGCACCCUGUGCUGCCCUGAUCAUAUCACACAUGACAGCUUGACCCAUUAAAAUUUUUAUCAGCAUCACAACUCCUGCCUCUUGCCUUACAUUACUCUCUGCCUCUGCCUACGUACAGCACAUUCAUUCAUUCUUUUGUGUGUCUGCAUGAUUUUGCAUCACCCUUUCACUGUGACCUGACACCUGCUCAGUAGCAUCAGCGUGUGUGUGUGUGUGUGUGCGCGUGCGCCAUAGAAAUCAUCAAGUGUACACAUCUAAAUGCGAGUGGGUGUAAAACAUGCAUGUGCUCAGGUGUAUGUUUUUACAUGUUUAUUCUGCUUGUCUGUUACCUUGUCAAACUUGUCUGAUUUUGAAGAAAGCAUGACUUUGUUGCUCUGUGAGUCACACAAGCCUGCAAAUAUCAUCUUACAGAUGGUGUUUUGGUAAGGGGAAACUGCCCACAUGGCGCUUAGUUUAGAUCUCAGCAGUUCAGUUCCAUUGUUGUAAGUUCCAGUGAAGUUUUUCAUUCAGGGACAAGAAGCAAUCACACUGCUGCUGUGGUCAUUUGCUGCUUUCCAAUGAGUCAGGGUUGUAAUUUGAAUAUACUUGUGCAGGGGCCACAUUGUUUAUUGAUCACCCACUCUACAGUGACUUGUGGCUUUUCUUGUCAGCUUCUGAGUCUUGUUUGUUCCCUUUCUUAGUCUUUUGAUUCAAAUUAAAGAUAGCAUGAUUAACGGAUUUCAAUGUGAUUUUCAAACGUCCCUAGAAGCUACCAAGAAUAUGUUGUUUGUUUGGUUUGUUUGUUUCUUUUUCUGAGUCAACUAUUUUUAUUGCUGGGAGAAAAUGGCUGAUUUCCAUUGUCCCCACUGUUGUUCAUUAUGGAUGAAUGCCUCCUGUGUACAAUUUUAUGUUUUAACAGAUUUAGUUUCAUUGGAAUGAGAGCCGUCAAGAAAAUGCCUGUGAUGUAAAAUGUGCAACAGGAAAGCAAUUAACAGGAAUGAAAAUAUAUAUAAUUUAUUCACUCACUCUGAUCUUUUCUAAGAAUGUAUUUUGAUUAUGUAAAUGAGCACUAUGAUUCUGCUUGAUUUUAAAAAUAACAAAGGCAUAUUCUAUGUUGUCUCUCAUAUCCUUUAGGUAUGGGGAUAAAACGGCAGCAUUAAAUAAAUGCAUGGUGAUUUUCUGUCUCCUGUUCACAUUUGAAAAGCUCUGUCUAUUUACCAGCACUGUGUCAGUCGGUGAGACUGUAUUGUGAAGUUGUCCGGCCUUUCUCACAGGGCUUUGGAUUGUAAAAACAUUCUUGAGGGGUUUCUUUUUCUGUGUUUGCGUAUUGCUGCUGCUAUGAACAACUCUGAUCCAAUCAGCCUCUGCUAUAAUGACCUUUGUUGUGUAAUUGAUUGAGGAUAUUUCGUUUUAAUGCAUCAACUGCAAGGACUUUGCUUUUACUUACAAAUAAAGAGAAACAUUUACAGAA